Molecule: messenger RNA, 9027 nt
Organism: Bombus pyrosoma
Lineage: Eukaryota; Metazoa; Arthropoda; Insecta; Hymenoptera; Apidae
Gene: Cals
Product: calsyntenin-1
Exons: 4
Coding region: 147-3002 (951 amino acids)
Biological process (GO): positive regulation of synapse assembly; homophilic cell-cell adhesion; positive regulation of synaptic transmission
Cellular component (GO): postsynaptic membrane; cell surface
Molecular function (GO): kinesin binding; calcium ion binding; X11-like protein binding
Source: RefSeq, a predicted model, not a curated record
UUCGCGAUUGUGCGUGGUGUCACAAGCGAGUCGUGUAGUAGACGGCGAUGCUCUUUUAAAAAGCGAGUUUCUUGCGAGUGAUAAGUCAAGUGCUGUCGACCGAAGAAUAAAUAAUCGGAGUAUCCUGGAGGCAGGAGAUAAGGAGAAUGCUGUUGGUGGCUAGCACUGUGUUUUUCGGGUUGACCCUCGGUCUCUCCCACGCGAGCAUCUCAGCCCUCGAGUCGACACCGAGCUCCUUCAACAAUCAUGGAGCUCCACGAUUGGAUUUGGACAGUCCAGAAAGUGGAUACCAUGGCCUGGUGAAGGAAAACGAAACUUUGGUCGAGGUCACGCCACAAAUACGAGCUAUAGGUGCCAAAGUCUGCUCCUUCCGUAUAGCGAACAAGCACCAUGGCGAUGCACCCUUCGAGAUUGUUUUGAAAGAGAAAGGAAUGGCAGAGCUGAGGGCGCUGAGAGUUCUAAACUGCGAGAAACGGCGUAACUACAAGUUCGAUAUCGAAGCUGUUGGCUGCAACGGAUCGCUAUCGGAAAACGCUACGGUGCAUAUUACCGUGGUGGACGUGAACGAAUAUGCACCACAGUUUCUGCAACCGGCCUAUGUCAGCACCGUGGACGAAGGUCGCCUAUACGAAGAAGUUGUCCGCGUGGAAGCAUCCGACAGAGAUUGCACCCCGAAAUUCGGUGACGUAUGCAAGUAUGAAAUUUUGACAGCUGACCAACCAUUCAUCAUCGACAAUGAAGGAGCGAUACGCAAUACCGAGCCAUUGGAUUACGAGCGAUCCCAUAACUACAUCUUGAGCGUGGUAGCGUAUGACUGUGGUAUGAAACAAUCUGCACCUGCUAUGGUCACUGUUAAAGUCAAUCGUGUAUGCGCCCCCGGUUGGAGAGGAAUUCCAGAAAGGGUUGACUAUGCCGCUGGUGUAGGUUCUCAACCGUUGCUUCCUUCCGCUAGGCUGGAUCUUUGCGACGCUCCCUGUAUAUUGCGUAAUGUUCGAGCCACCUUAACUCUUGCUACGGACCAUAUAGGGAAAGGUUGUGACCGUGACACAUACGGUGUACGCAGUCAACGUAAAUUAUGCGGCGCAUCUCGCGAUAGCGUAGAUUUAUUGCCAACUCCUGGGCCUACGACUUCCUGGACGGCAUCUUUGUCUCGAGACGAAGGAAGGGAAGCGGAUGAAAUCUUUGAAUUUGACGGCGUUGAUUCUGCUGCCAUUGUACCUAACGAUGUGCUGGAGCAUAGCCUGGCACAGAAAUUCACGGUCGGAGUUUGGGUAAAACACCGACCUCGACCAAGACAAGACCCUCAUGUUAAAGAACACAUCUUGUGCGCUGCCGAUGAUCACAAGAUGAAUAGACAUCAUUACGCCCUGUUUAUUAGAAACUGCAGACUGAUUUUGCUACUUAGACGUGAUUUCUCAGAGGGUGAUCCUAAUAUCUUCCGGCCUGCCGAGUGGCGUUGGAAACUUACUCAAGUGUGCGAUGAUAAGUGGCACCAUUACGCCGUUCAAGUCGACUUCCCCCACGUGACCUUAUUCGUUGAUGGAGAGGAAUGGCAUACAGACGAGAAGAAUCCGGAAGUGAUCGACGACUGGCCGUUGCAUCCUGCGAAAGGCGUUAACACAACUCUCGUCGUUGGUGCAUGCUGGCAGGGUUCCGAUAAUAAAACGAAACAUCAUUUCCGUGGCUAUCUGGCUGGUCUGUCCGUGCUAGUUGGACGAAACGAGAAACCAGACGUGUUGUCUUGCUUGCGUCGUUGCCAGGAAGGUAUUCAUGUGCCAUCGAUGGAUCUGCUUCAACCUGGAACCCAAUUGCUCACCAAUUGCGAUCUAACAGAGGUACGAAUCGACGGAGAUAAUCGCACUAACGUUGAGACGCUUCUCCGUCGUAUUGGUUAUUCCAACUCCAGACGAUUUCCUACCCCGGGUCGCCGUAAUUUCCGUUUAGAAACAACGAUCGUUUGCGAAGGUAGCGAAGACAAUCCGCUCCCGGUACCAACUGUUCAAUCGUACGUCACUGUCCUGCCACCACCUCGUCCAGGUAUAACUGUCAACGGGACCGGCUACGUGGCUAGGGAAUACGCAGAUUUUCGUCUAGGUGUACGCGUGUUCCCAGACACUCGUGUUACUGCCGGUUCCGCUGCCAGAUUGGAUGCAUGUGCAGUCAGUGUUUAUCCAAGUCUUAAUCCCGACCACGAGAGCUUAGGUUUACCUGGCGAUGCUCUGCGUAGAUUCCGUUCCAUCACUGCGCGUGUAGAUCGCGAUGGUGUUGUUCUCUCUGGCGCUGACACACCUUAUAACUACCAACAAUUGAUACGUCUCAUCAUGUAUACGAAUCGCAAGCCAGCUUACUAUCUUGAUCGUGUAUUCAAACUGACUUGCUCCGAGCUCAGCGGUCGAUUCGCUAGCAACGAAUACGUGCAAACUCUCGCUGUCAUUCAUCCGAAAGAGAAAACUACCGCUCUUCCCCAUUCUACUCCUGAUGAUCCACCAAUCGCCAGAAUUCUGGAACCAGCACCUGGACACGUGCAAUUGUCUCCUCAUCACGCAGAUUUGCCAGAAGAAUAUGCAACAGCCGCGCUUCGCGAAGGUAACAGAAGCAUCGGGGGUGCAAGUGGUAAUCACGCAGUUACGAUUGUCGCUGUCGCUUGUAUCUGUUUCUUACUCUUGAUGGCGGUGGUUGGAGCAGCGAGAGUCAGAGGAGCCGCGAAGAGACGACCAUCAGCUGGAGACGAGUUGGCUGCCGAAACUGAAAUGGCCUGGGACGAUUCUGCAUUGGCUAUUACCGUGAAUCCAAUGGAGAGGCUCACAGAACACGAUUCUCAUCACCAGAGCCAGAGAGACGACGAUGUCGAUGACUCCGGAAGUUCAGACUCCGAAGAUGGAUCGUACAGAGAUGACGAUUUAGAUAGUUCCGAUUGCGAGAAUGAUUGUGAGCUGAGCAAUGGCCGACAUCGCCGACAUAAUUCACCUCAUGAUUUGGAAUGGGAUCAUCGUGAUGUUUAAACUACUAUUUCUCUGCAUUCACCAUCCCCUUUCUUCAUAUGGUGAUUAAGUGGAGUACUAACUCAUAUUGUUUGUCAUUAAUCCCUUCCAAAAAAUCAUUAUUAUUUCUUUUCUUAUGACGCUUCGUAAUGCAUAUAGAAUGAACGUUAUUCUAUAACGAGGUCUGGCAAAUUAUAAACUAUUCUAAUAUUUAUCACUUGGAACUUUUCGAACUUGAAUGCGUCUUUUAAAAGAACAUAUUAAUAUUUUCGAUAAUUAAUCUGAUAUUCCUAUGUAUAAAUACGAAAGCGUCGUAUUAUAUCCGUCCCCAUAGAUGAAGACAUAUUGGUAUCGUAAAAUGUUAAUACACACCAACUAGUUAGUACUCUCCUUAAAAGCCAGCAAAAUUUGUAAGAGAGUGCGGGACGCUUUAUCGAAUAGUUAAACUCUUUCUGUCUACAACACGGUUGAUGUUGAUAGAUGAAAGAUACACGUGAAAGAUACUUAAGUUUACUGGGAAAUUCUCGGUAAAUAUUGGAAAUAAUUAAUUUAUAUUUGACUCUCAUUACUGCUAAUAAUUAUUAUUAUUAUUAAUAAUAUUAUUAUUAUUACUGAUAUUUUUAUUAUUACCAUCAUUAUUUUUAUUAUCAGUAGUGGUAGGACGAGGGAACUUUUUUAUACUCUUAAUUAUCUUCUCCUCCUUUUAUUCUAUUUUUAUUCUAUUCCACUAUUACUUGUUAUAAAUAUUUACUAACGCUAAUUACUAUAUUAUAUAUUGCUAUUAUAUUCAAUUAUGAUUUCCUUUGAUACACAGGACAGCCCGAUGACGUAAUCUGACUGUUAUCUAAUUGAACAUAUUACUCUUCCUUAUUUCUAACUUAACCCUUAACGCUCCGACUUUUAAUUGUGAAUAUCGAUCGGCAACUCCAACUUAUUCUCAUCAUACUUCAACUUGCAAGUUUCUAAGUGUCAGAUUUUAAAUGCUACAAUGACGUGUAAAUAAUAAUAUUAAAGUCAUUCAAAACAAUCUUUAUUCGCCUCAGAAGUAAUAUAAUUUUGAUUACAAUAUUUAUAUUAAUUAUAAUUGAGUAAUGUGUGGAAUUUUUUUAAAACAUUCGCAUUACUUCCUUUUGAUGAGCAAACAAGACACUUUUUCUUUUUCCCUUUCGGCAACUGAUUUAUUAUAUGGAGUUUCCCAUCUAAACGUUGUUCCUUAUCUGUUCCGGAAAGCCUGCCAUACACAUUGUUAUUCUGAAAGUUACUUACGAGCUGACUUACCGAUAAUUUGACAAACUUAUAGUGUGACAAAGCGCUUUCUCCCUUCCUUUCCUGAGAAAUCUUGUAAGGUAUAUAAGCAUUUAUUACGCUUGUUUCUAGUCCCCAAAAGAACAGUUUCCGCCACCAUUUCAACGAUUUUCUCAGGAAACAAUGUUGAUGCAUAUUGAUCGGCUUUAUCUACACCACCCAUAUUACUGGUAUAAUCAGCAAUCACAUUCGGUUUUAAAACUUCUUCGAUAGUACAAUUUCGUGAAAAUCUAAUUAUGACACUUGAUCCAAAGGUGUGAUACGUGCUCAACAUAGUGACAAUUCCCUUGUCUUUCCAAGCAAGGAGUAAGUAAUUUGAAUGGCGCAUUGCAAUUGUAUUUGAAUUGAUAAAUUUCGGAUUAGAAAUUCUUUGUGGUAUGUGUGUGCGAUUUUUUUCUAUUGUACCUGUUACGUGGCACUUCAUUUCUAACAAUUCCUCUGCCAGGACUAAACUUGUAUAAUAUCUAUCUGUGUGAACGUGAUAUCCUGCAUAGCUAGGAACGGAAUGUAACAAUUUGUUACACAGAUGUAAAACUACUCGUGAUGAUACUUGCAGAUCUGGUUUUAUAAGAUCUUGCGAUGUGAGUUUGCCAUAGUAUGGUAAAAUGCCAUAAACGUAUGCGGAUUUUGCGUCGGCCAGGACAAAUAUCCGUAUUCCUCAUUUUGUAGGUUUCUGUGGAUUGUAAGUUAUAACACUAAGGAUCCUCCCCUUAACUUUCACAGCAGCUUCGUCUAUAGGAACUUCUUUUCCGGGUAUAAGAUACUUUCGGAAUUUCUCGUCCAAGUAGUCGAUGAAAUUGUUUACUUUUUGAAUUCUCGUUCUGAUGUCUUGAGCUUUUGAAGCGUUCUCGUUCGAGUGUAACACCCAAAAAAUUUGCAUGAAACGCUUCCGGCUGAAGAUCCGAAAAUCAAAACUGUCAUCGUCACUAUCUAUAGAGGCACACUUGGAGCGUUAAGGGUUAAACUUUUUAACUCGAUAUUUGAUCUCAUAAGCAUAUAUAUAUAUAUAUAUAUAUCUAUAUAUUUUUUCCAUAACAAUCGAGUCUUUCAUAUUCGACUAAACUAAGUAUUUAAAAAUCGUGGAUGCCCAGUUUAUUAUUAGCACGCUAUCAAUGAGAACAAACAAUAAAAAAUUAAUAUAUACAUAGAUAUAUAUUUCUAAUCGGUAGCACGUAAAAUCGGGCUGAGCCUAAAGCCAUCGUAUGAUACUUGCCCAAUUUUCCACUUUAUUUUUAAGUAAAAAAGAAAAAAAAGGAAACAAAAACCUCUAAUAUAAUUUGCACAAUGUUCCUUCCUAAUCAAUUUACAAAAAGAAAAAAAAGAAAACUCUUAGCUCUUAGUAAGGACAUUGCCGCGCAUCUUAUUAUAGUGCUUCACCAUUAAGUACGGUAUAAUAUCAUAUCCGUAUACAUGUGUGCGCAUGCAUAUAGAUUUGUAUGCAAUUUCAUUGCGUAUACAGACUGUAUGAAGUACACGUGUAUGUGCAUGAUGAGAGAAAAAAAGAAAACAUGUGUACUUACAUAUACAUACAGCGUCCGUUCAUUAUUCUGUGGUGAGGAGCGCCGUUCUCUACGGAAGAGGCAAUUUAUUCUCGGGGGGAAAUAAUGCGCAGCGAUUCGACCAGCAAGGGUAUCGUUUGUUAUUUUUUUAAAGGAUUAUCGUGCAAUCCUACUCGUUUCAUAGGGAAACUGAUUUUUAUGUGCCUUUACGCGACUAGUAUGUUGAAUUCUACUCUAUAUUUUAAUAGCGAACACUGGAACUGAUUUCCUAUCAGUAUAUCUCUCGCAUGUUAGACGUAUCUUGACGCUUGAGAACGUCUCGAAAGCAAACUGCUCUACUGUUGUUGUAUUUUAAAACAUUAACUGUUAUAAUGGCAUAUAGGUGUUAAGGGACAGACGCAAAGAAAAAUAUCGGCCAUUCCUUGAUGCACGAUCCGUCGCGUUCAUCAGAAAAAGAGAACCAUGUAACGAGGAACGUAAUCGAGUGUUAAACGGAAGUAUUCUGUAUUCUGUUAUUUGUAAUAGCGAACGAGCACGGUUCGUUUGUCAUUGAAUGCAUGCCACGUACGUGCAAUGAUCCGCAGGGUAUUAAUUAUCGACGAAUGAUCUCGUAAAUAACUGCGCAUUGAUACUCGCUACGAAGUAAUGAAAGGAUCUUGUGUAUGUAUUUGUGUAUUUAGAAUUAUACCGACCGAUCGAAUACUUAGUACUGAAAGUUUGUGUACGGAUAUCUAUAUUCAUAGAAACUAUAUGAACAAUUUAUUUUUCCAACGAGCAUAUCAUAUCAUUUUUAUAAGAGAUUUGUCAGAAGUUUGAAAACUUUUCGUAAAGAGCUCCUACAUAGCAACACGCUAUCGUGACGUUACUUGCCAUAAUCGCCACUUGUUUCUCUCAUUUUUAUUUUCCAACGAAUUAAUUUUAUUUUUAACCGUUUGUCUAUUUUUUGACACGUCUUGGAUAAAGAUACGCGUGUUAUCUUUACGCGUUUGUUUCAUUUCAAAAACUCUGAUCGAGGAAGAACAGAAUGGCGCGUCGAUUAAGUAUUCAAAGUGAUCGCGGAUGACAUAAAAGAAGAAAGAGAAAUAACAAUGAUCGACAGAAGCGAAGCGGAGAAGAAAGUAAUACCGUUGCUAUUUAUUUCAUUAGAUUUUUUAUCUUUUAAGAGCGUACAUGCGACACACGUGUAUGCGCACUUCGGAUUUCCUCGCAAAUUCCGCGUGAAUAGACGAACCACCAUGCCUCUCUCUAUUCCAAAUUUGAAAUCUCUCAUCUGAUUUACAAUCUCGGUUCGUAGUUGUCGGAACGUAAUUAUAUUAUUCUCAAGGAUAUCGAAUCUAAACGCAUUUCACUUAUGUACGGUGUAAUACUCGGGAAAAAAUAAUUCUAUUUGAAAAGAAUGAACUUCCUCUCUUUAUAUGGGAUUAUACAUUCUUUAUAUACACGAACACACACACGCUUGUCGGAUAUCAUCAGAUUUAUCGUGAAUCAUAAAAAAAAGAAAAAGAAAAAAAUUUCGAUUGACCGAUUCCUUCUUCGAUCGCACAACACAGCGCCCCCACAGACCCUUUCUUGAGUCUUUUACACGGCAUAAGUAUAAAAAAAAUCUGACAAUUGCACAAACGAGUAAAAAUGCUGGCUUUUGGAGCAUUAGGAGCGCGAGAAUUCGAAUCGCGGUGCAUUCUGUACCGGAAGUCGUUUUCGACCAAGGGUAUCUGUCGACGACUGGAGUACAGAAAGGGAGCAUUCUUUUGUUACCCGGUCUAACGAGCCAUUUGGAGCAAGAUGUAAUACGUAUGUGUAUAUCAGGAAGACUCGUUUUUCUCGGCUGCUAGCGAAGAGAUUCGUAAGAGAGAACGACACCAUUGCAAACCUAACUAGGCGUGUACACGCCUGCUCUAAAGAUGUACUUAAUUAUAUUAAUUAUAUUAUGGAGAGUAAGGGAAGAGAAAAGAGAAAAGAAAAGAAUGGAACUACGCAAAACAAAAACCAACUAGAUGAUACUAUUAUAUAAUAUAUAUUAUACAUAAAAAUAUAUCUAAGCUGUUUGCAAAUGAUGAUUUAAGAGAUGAAAGGAAAAAGAGAGAAAAGAAAAACGAAAAACCAGAGGGAAGAAGGUAUGAAUUUGUAAUGUACUAUUGUAUUUUGUAGGCAGCUAGUGUACGUAUACAUAUGCACAUGUAUCCGUGUAUGUAUGUUUACGUAUAUAAAUAUACAUACUCUUCGACAUUUACACGUACCGUUCGCCUAAAUAGUCUGCAGAAUAUUUUCAAUUCAACAUCGGUCCAAGGUGAAACAAUUCAGGAGUAUACUGUUCGCGAUCGUAUGAAUCAAGUGUGACACUUUAAAAAGCCCGCGAAUUUUUGUGUUCCUGAAUAGCGAAACGCUUGAUCCGAAUUUGUUAGAGCACUUGGGCGCACGGCAGAUAACACACGCUCUCGCCUCUAAUUCGUAUACAAACGUAAGUACUGUAUACUCUCGAUGGAAGAAGAAGGAAAAAAAGGCCACAGAAAUUGCGUGCAUAGGUACGUGUCUGUCACGUAAUUGAAACACUUCAACGUUCAAUAAAAUAAAGAGAAGGAUAAAAAGAGAUAAAGUAAUACCAAUCCUACGGUAACGUUGUAAUGAAUUAAAUAAUCAACUAUACCGACUAUAUAGCUAGGCCGUAAGGGAUGACACGUUACGGACCGACUAAAUUCCCUCCCGUCGCAGAUUGAUUGUGUGUUAACUAAUAAGGAUAAGUAACGAUAUAGUACCGUUAAGGAAUUUAAUUAUUAAUACUGAUACUAUAUGUACGCUAAGCACAGUUUCAAAGUCAUUAAGUGACGUGAAGUACAGCUAAGGCGAGAAAGGAUUGUAACACAAGUCUUAAUUUAAACAUGUGACACACUGAGUUACUCGGCGCGUCUGCACGCGACGCACAGAAACGUCAAAUUACCUUGUUAUCCUGCAACUGAGAAUCGUUCGACAAGAGAAAUAUUAGCAAUAGUAUUGUACACAGAGAAACAUAUACAUCUGCAUACAUAUGUAUGUACACGUCAUACACAUUUACACCACAUACAUACAUACAUACAUACAUACACACACGCACGCACACACACACAGAGUACAUACAGAGUACACACGCGCGGCCGCAUAUACACGCUGCACAGGCUAGGAAAAUGAAAUACUAUCUAUAACGACAUAUUAUAAAUAAUAUUAAGACGUCAACUGUAUUUGUUUAAUAAAGAUGUACAUUCGAAAAA